Molecule: messenger RNA, 843 nt
Organism: Manacus vitellinus (golden-collared manakin)
Lineage: Eukaryota; Metazoa; Chordata; Aves; Passeriformes; Pipridae
Gene: HOXA6
Product: homeobox A6
Exons: 2
Coding region: 105-800 (231 amino acids)
Biological process (GO): anterior/posterior pattern specification; regulation of transcription by RNA polymerase II
Cellular component (GO): nucleus
Molecular function (GO): RNA polymerase II cis-regulatory region sequence-specific DNA binding; DNA-binding transcription factor activity, RNA polymerase II-specific
Source: RefSeq, a predicted model, not a curated record
UGGCGCUCGGCCAUCCAGAAACAAACCACUUCGAUGACUCCUAAUAGUUAUCGCCAGAUGUACUAAUACACAACAAAUCACGGUCCGAGAGAGGGGGAGAGCAAAUGAGUUCCUAUUUCGUGAAUCCCACUUUCCCGGGGAGCCUGCCCGGGGGCCAGGACUCCUUCCUCGGCCAGAUCCCCCUGUACCCGGCGGGCUAUGAUGCUCUCAGGCAUUUUCCGGCUUCGUACGGGGCAAGCAGCCUGCAGGACAAGACUUACACCUCACCCUGUUUCUACCAACAGUCCAACACCGUCAUUGCUUGCAAUCGGGCUUCCUAUGAGUACGGAGCCUCUUGUUUUUAUUCGGACAAGGACAUUAGUAGCGCCUCUCCCUCCGGCAGUGGCAAACAGAGAGGGCCCGGGGACUACCUGCACUUUUCUCCCGAUCAACAGUACAAAUCCAGCGGCGGCCAAGCCAAAAUUAUAAAUGACGAAGGUACCGACCGGAAGUACACGAGCCCUGUUUACCCCUGGAUGCAGCGGAUGAACUCCUGCGCUGGUACAGUAUAUGGAACACAUGGGAGACGAGGGAGGCAAACUUACACCAGAUACCAAACGCUAGAGUUAGAGAAGGAAUUUCAUUUUAACAGAUACUUAACCCGAAGACGACGUAUUGAGAUUGCAAACGCUCUCUGCCUUACUGAACGCCAGAUUAAAAUAUGGUUUCAAAACAGGCGGAUGAAAUGGAAAAAGGAAAACAAAUUCAUAAGUUCCACACAGCCAAGCAGCGAAGAAACAGAGGAAAAGUCAGGGGAGUAGAACCACUUUUAAUAAACGCUACCAGGCCUUUCCUUAGCACUUA